This is a messenger RNA of Colletotrichum paranaense, 1833 nucleotides long. Its product is annotated as POT family protein. The transcript is spliced from 5 exons. The coding region runs from base 1 to 1833 and encodes 610 amino acids. Gene Ontology annotation, cellular component: membrane. The record is from RefSeq and is a predicted model, not a curated record. Lineage: Eukaryota; Fungi; Ascomycota; Sordariomycetes; Glomerellales; Glomerellaceae. Gene Ontology annotation, molecular function: transmembrane transporter activity. Gene Ontology annotation, biological process: transmembrane transport; oligopeptide transport.
AUGCCAGCUGGGGAUACGAUUGAACAGUCCCUCUCUGAGUCUCAGCUUAGAGAGGGUUCAUACGGCAUGAAGUAUUAUGAAGACGUAUCUCUCGACGAGAAGAGGGGUAUCCAGCCGCGGCCAGAUGCGCCGACCGACGAAGAGUUGCAGACUCUGAGGAGAGUUUCGGACCACAUUCCCUUCAAGCUCUUCACCAUCGCCUUUGUCGAGCUGUGCGAGCGCUUCUCGUACUAUGGCUCCGUUAUUGUCGUGAUCACCAACUUCAUCCAACAACCUCUCCCAGCGGGCUCGACGACCGGCGCCGCGCCCAAUGGCCAACCCGGUGCGCUUGGGAUGGGCCAGCAGGCGUCAACCGGCAUCACGACCUUUAACCAAUUCUGGCAGUACUUUAUGCCCUUAUUCGGCGCCUGGGUCGCCGACAAGUACUGGGGGCGGUACAAGACCAUCUGCAUCUCCAUCGCCGUUGAUCUCGUAGGCCACUUGAUUCUCAUCACCGCCGCUAUCCCGCCCGUCGUCACCAAGCCAGCCGGGAACUCGCUAUCCGCACUGCUCGUAGGCAUGAUAACGAUUGGUUUUGCCACAGGAGGUUUCAAACCCAACGUCAGUCCCUUGAUCGCGGAGCAGCUCGAGAUCGAUCACUUGACCGUAAGGACGCUCACGACGGGAGAGAAGGUGAUUGUCGACCCUGCCAUCACCAUCAACAGGGUCUACAACUGGUUUUACAUGUUCAUCAAUAUUGGUGCUCUGGUCGGCCAGAUCUCAAUGGUGUACGCCGAGAAGUACGUCGGUUUCUGGCUGAGCUUUACGCUGCCGACCUGCAUGCUGGCGCUGUGCCCCCUGGUCAUGUGGUGGGGAAAGGGUAGAUAUCGCGAUCAGCCCCCGACGGGCUCGGUUUUGGGACCGGCUCUGCGGACGUUUCUCUUUGCUCAGAAGGGUAGAUGGUCGAUUAACCCAGUUAAGACUUGGAGGAACAUGCAUGACGGGACCUUCUGGGAGAGGGUCAAGCCUUCUAACUUCUCCGAUGCGACUCGGCCAAAGUGGAUGACCUUUGACGACGCCUGGGUCGAAGAGCUGCGUCGUGGCUUCGCAGCUUGUGCCGUCUUUUCAUGGUAUCCCAUCUACUGGCUCUCGUAUAAUCAAUUGAACAACAACCUAGUUUCUCAAGCCGCCACCAUGCAGCUCAACGGCCUCCCCAAUGAUAUCCUCUCCAAUCUCGACCCCAUAGCCCUCAUUCUCUUCAUCCCGCUGUGCGACCUAGUGCUCUAUCCGACCCUCCGCAAGCUCAGGAUCCCCUUCACGCCCAUCAAGAAGAUCGCUUUUGGCUUCUUCACCGGCGCCAUGGCCAUGGUCUGGGCCUGCGUGCUGCAGUACUACAUCUACAAGCGCUCCGCCUGCGGCCAGUUCGCCUCGGGCACCCUACCCACCGGCGACCCCUGCCCUCCCGUUGACAUUCUCGUCUGGGCCCAGACGGGCGCCUACGUGCUCAUCGCCCUGUCUGAGAUCUUUGCCAGCAUCACCAGCCUCGAGUACGCUUUCAGCAAGGCGCCCAAAAACAUGCGGUCCAUGGUCCAGGCUGUGGCGCUCUUCAUGUCGGCCAUCUCCGCGGCGUUGGGGCAGGCUUUCACGCCGUUGAGUACUGACCCAUAUCUGGUAUGGAACUAUGGCAUCGUGGCCGUGCUGGCUGGCGUGGCGGGUGUGAUCUUCUGGUUUCAGUUCAGGGAUUUGGAUAAGGAGGAGGAUGCGAUGAACGAGUUGCCCGAGGGUCGUAUUGGGCAGGGUGUUGCUCCUGCUACUGAAAUGUCACGGAUGGAUAACAGUGGGAAGAGGGACUGA